This is a messenger RNA of Syngnathoides biaculeatus (alligator pipefish), 2641 nucleotides long. RefSeq names its product fibulin-7-like. The record is from RefSeq and is a predicted model, not a curated record. Gene Ontology annotation, molecular function: calcium ion binding. Lineage: Eukaryota; Metazoa; Chordata; Actinopteri; Syngnathiformes; Syngnathidae. The transcript is spliced from 12 exons. Bases 509 to 1882 code for a protein of 457 amino acids.
GUCCUUUGCAAGACCCCUUAUUGGUGCCACCCUACCACUGCCAUCAAGAACAUGUGCACACACUGCUGAAAAACACAGGAGUAGACUACAUAUGUUCCAUAAAGUAUACAGAAUUAUAACAGCCGACCUUCAGGUCGAAUUGUUUCCCGUGUGCCAGAAUAGCCGCGCAGCCCUGAACAACGUUACCGGUUAAAUCUAUUAGAUCCAUUAUAAGAGAAACAGCAGAGUGAAAAGUGCGGGGAGACGGGGACAGGAAGCAGGCAAAGAGGUAGUGGAGCAGAACGAGCCUGAUGUUGCCCUAUGGACUGACUCAUCCACACACAAAUUGGGAGUAUAAAGAGAGGGAGACAACUCUGGAAAUGAAGGUUUGUGGUCAAAGGGGUACAUUUAUGAAGCUGCUCCCCGCCAAGACGUCCGACAAAACAUCCUUCUUUCCUGCCUCGUCAUUGAACCCCCCCCCCAUACAAAGAGACAGACAGACAUACGGACUGACUCGUGUAUCCGACGGAUGCGUGUGUUCACCGAGGACUUGCAAACUGAACUGGACAGAGAGCCGGUUGGUGUGUCCUGGCCUGUGGGUUUGGAUUUGCACAUGCAGACAGAGGACUGUUCAAGCAGAAUGGAAAUACAAGGAUCCUUGAAGCAGAUCCAGAAACUUCUCUCAGCUCAUGAAGCCUCCUACUUACAAAGCCUACGCAACCUGAAGAAAAAAAUAAACCUACUGCAAAGUAACACAGGGAGGCCCACUUCCAGAACCAUCAAUAGUACUUGCCCAAAACCGGAUGUCCCGAGCAAUGGGAGGAAACUGGGAAAAUCGCAGAGCGUGGGCCACGAGGUUCACUUUUUGUGUGACCCUGGCUAUGAACUUGUGGGACCAGAAAGCAGAAUUUGUCAGGAGAACCUGAACUGGAGCGGCAAGCAGCCGACAUGCAGAGAAGUCAACGAAUGUGCGUCCAUCCCAUGCCUGAAUGGCGGAACGUGUCUGGAUGAAGUUAACGAGUUUUCUUGCAUCUGUCCCAAAGGCUGGGCCGGAGAAACCUGCCAAAGUCCAGUGCCAACAUUCUUUGCCACCAUGACAAACACGUCGGCCGCCACAUCCCCGGGAUCUGCCGCCGCUACCCUGGCAGCUGACACGGCCGGGUCCUUUGUGCGUCCAUCACGUUGCAGCACCGUGCAGGGGACCACCCACUGCACUUGCGAGCCAGGAUAUACCAUCUCUGGCAGAGACAGCACCACUUGCACCGACAUAGAUGAAUGCGAGUUGUUUCAUAACGGUCAGGCUGGGAAGCUCUGCCUGCACACAUGCGUUAACACCGCCGGAGGUUACCGCUGCUCCUGUCCUGCUGGAUAUAAUGUGACCCGCGAUGGACGCAGCUGUAAAGACAUUGACGAGUGCGCCAGCAGACAAAAUAACUGCAGCAAGGAGCAGACGUGCAUCAACACGUAUGGAGGUUUCCAGUGCGUUCGCGCCGACUGUCCGAAGAUCCCUCAUGCCUCUUACGUCAAAACAUCACCGAUGCGCUGCGAGCGGAACCCCUGCCCCGUGGAUAACACGUUGUGCUCCCAGGCUCCAAAUUCUUUCUCCUACCAUUACCUGGCAGUCGUGUCCAACCUGUCAGCUCCCCGCGUCAUGUUCCGGGUUUCGGCGUUGCGCCCGAUAGGUGACACGCUUCGCUUCUCCCUGCUGGGCGGACGGCAGGCUCGGCGUCACUUCACGGUCCAGCGUUCGGAUCGCCUGACGGGUCAGCUGACGCUGAGCAGCCCGGUUCAGGGCCCCGCCACUCUGGAGGCCGAGGUGGAGAUGAGCGAGCUGGAGAGACGCGUCCAGCUGGGCAGGUACAUCACCAAAGUUACCAUGUUUGUUUCGCAAUAUGAGUUUUAAAACAAACAAGACGGGGAGGACCAAAGAGUCAAAGGUCAAACUUUGUCGCGUAAAUGCUUAUUAAAGUAAAAAUAAACCAGCAAAGUGCCUUUCAUGUAGUUGGCGGUACAGCUGUUCUUGCACUGCUGCAUGAUGGCUUUAUCACGAGAUACAAGAUUCAUACAGAAAUGAAAAUAUAUUUCUAAUUCUUUAUGGAUUAAUCAGUGUGUAUUACAUGUAAUUCACAAGUUAAAUGACCUUUUUUCUAAAUUCUGUCAUAAUAAAGGAAUUAUUUUGCAUAACAAAAUUGUAUUCAGGUGAUUCCCAACCAUGGCACCAUGACAGUGUGGCAUACUAGUACGCAUUCAGAGAUCGCCACUUUUCUUUUAAAGAAGAGAGGGAACCCCCCACCCUGAAAAAAAAAUCACCAUUUUCUAUACUUGUUGAGACAGUUAUAACUUGGCAGUAGCACAUGAUAUGUGGAAAAAAAAUGUUUCUGGCCCCGUCUUGUGCCUCUAAUUUGAUAUACCACUGACCCCGAGGAAAAACAAUUCAUCAGACGGAAGGUGCGAUUUAGUAGGUGCCAAUCAUUUGUCGUGCACGCACCUAAAAAUUCAACGUCAACAUUUAGUGCUUUCGUUACAUUCCAUUCUGUACUCUUUUGGUUUUCUUUCUUCAGGCACAGUGGUUUUGUGUUUAUAAAAUCAUAGGCACGAGAUGGGGCCAAAGAUAACUUUUUUUUUGAUAGAUCCCAUUUAUUUAUGGACUACAGUAUAUAUA